Messenger RNA from Trachymyrmex septentrionalis, 1778 nucleotides. It is a transcript of the gene Hb, whose product is annotated as protein hunchback-like. Gene Ontology annotation, cellular component: nucleus. The record is from RefSeq and is a predicted model, not a curated record. The transcript is spliced from 4 exons. The coding region runs from base 120 to 1778 and encodes 552 amino acids. Lineage: Eukaryota; Metazoa; Arthropoda; Insecta; Hymenoptera; Formicidae. Gene Ontology annotation, biological process: regulation of gene expression.
GUAUAGUGAAAUAUAUCAGUAUUAAAUCUUCAUUUGGAGACGAGCUGAGGAAUAAAUGGCAUUCUAAAGCAUCUUCAGAACGACGAAUUUGACACGUACAAUAAAACAAGAUUGGCAAAAUGAAAAGAUGCGAAACAAAUUUAGAAAUCCUGAGACAGACGCCGAAGCUACAACAAAAGCAACAUCAGGAGCAACAAAAACAACAAAAACAACAACAUCAUCAACAACAGACCGACAUUAUCGAAGAGCAACUAUGUCUCUUUCUCCAGCCCACCACGUCUGCUUGGGGUGAUAGAAUGGUGAGUAAUCGUGGUGUACAACUGGCGGAUGAAACUAAUAACAAUUCCAAUAAUAACAAUUCCAAUUUCUCGUUCGCCCAUUCGAUUCCAAGCACGUCCGAUAUGAGAACGGGUACUCUAUCGUCUUCGAGGAAUAAUAGCUUAUCAUCUAUAUCUAGUCUAACCGAGAGUACCACGAACAAUAAUCAGUCAUUCAGUGAUGCACAGUUACCUAGAAAGUGUAGAUUAUGUUCCUACGUUGCGAAUUCCAGAAUGCAGUAUAUCGAGCAUAUAAUCACUCAUUCCAUGUUCACGAAAAAUUCAUAUGUGGAAAAUGACGAUUUAAACGGAUACGUUGAUGAUGACAUUGAAGACUUCGAGGAUUCCGGUAAUGAAUUAGUCAAAGGGAAGAAUGAAUUAGUCAAAGGAAAGAAGAAAAAUAAAAUUUCUAAGCCAAAACCAUGCAGCAAAUGUGACUUUGUAGCAAAGACGAAAUUGGCGCUUUGGUUGCAUUUACGUCAGCAUUUCACACAGGAAGAAUGUUCCGGCUUCGUCUGCAACUCGUGCCCAUUCGCCACCACGCUCAAGCAUCAUAUGACAUUCCAUUGGUUUAGUGCUCAUGAUGAUUUUAAAGCAUACAUAUGCUCAGAAUGUUCAUAUGCAUGUGUGAGUAAAUCAAUGCUAACUAGUCACAUGAAAACGCACUCGGAAGUCUAUCAGUACAAUUGCGGCAACUGCUCAUACAAGACUAAAUUCUGCAAUGCAAUGAAAAAACACCUAAAAGAUAGUAAGCAUCAACCAGGCUUGGUAUUGAAUCCAGACGGUACGCCGAAUCCAUUCGCCACUAUCGAUGUUUACGGUAAUAAACGCGGACCCAGACGAAAGGCGUUUGUAGAAGGAAAAAAAGAAUUGACAGAAACCAUCGAGGAUAUACCAACAAAUUUAAGAAUAACUUCCCCGAUUUCAUCGAUUUCAACUCCGUCAGCUUCGGUUUUAUCAAUUCCGAAGUCAUCAACUUACAACUCUACAACCUCAGACUCGCCGAAUUCAGUUACGGAUCAGCCAUUGGACCUUAGUAUGUCCACAAUGACAAAAAGACAAAAUCAGUCACAAUUGGCCAGCAUCAGUCACUUUUCAAAACGUAAGCGUAAAGCGGUAAAACUAGAAUAUCCCACAAUAACAAUAAGUGAGAAAAAAUUUCACAUAGACGACAACGUCACACAAAUCCAAAAUAAAGAUCAAACGGAAUCAUCUCUUUCAACACUUCUAACGGCAAGUCAAUCUGAUCUCCAGGAAACAAAUACGACACAAAAUAUAAAUAUAUAUAAAACAUCAUUUAUUUGUUAUCAUUGUUGCAUUAUUUUUGCGAAUGAGAUCAUGUACGCAGUACAUAUGAGUUUUCACAAAGUUAAAAGCCCUUUCACAUGUGCAGUGUGCGAUCAGAAGUGCGCAGAUCAAAUUACAUUCUUUUUACACCUCAUUCAAACAAAACACGAGUAA